CUUGGAAGUUCACGUUGCUGCUGUCGUGUGUCGAUUGCACCACAUUUUAAUAAAAAAUAGUUCCACACGAUGCCACCGAAAAAAAAGGGCAACAAAAAGAAUCAGGACUGGGAUUCGGACGAAUCCGAACAGUCGAAACCGGCAGCUGUCGCAGCUUCAGGUAAACCGGGCAAGGGCAAGGGAAAAGCUGCCAACGUGGAUUCCGACGAGGAGGCUGUACCCGUCAAGCAGAAAGCGGCACCAGCCACCGCCGCCGCAAAGAAGACAGCCAAAGGUAAAAAAGGUAAGGGCAAAAACAACGACGACUGGAGCGAUGACGAGGAACAGGCGAACCGAAAAGGAGGAAAAAUGCCACCAUCGAAAGCGAGAGCAGCUAGCGACAGCGAAUCGGAGGAGGAUGCAAUGGUGAAAGCGAAACCUGUUCAGAAGAAAAAGCAACAACAGCCUUCGGCUGCGAAGGGUAAGAAAGGCCGAAAGGAUGACGAUUGGUCGGAUCGCGAGGAGAAGGAGCUUAAGUUGGACGUUUCGGAUGAGGAGGAGGAGGCUCCGGUAAUGGUUAGUAGUAAGGCGGCUAAAAAGAAGGGGAAGGCAGCGAAAAAAGUGAGUAAAGUUUCUUCCUCCGAAGAGGAGGAGGAGGAAGAAAUUGAAAGUGAGCAAGAAACGGAAGAGGAACCAGUUCCUGUGCCAGUGGCGAAAGGUAAGAAUUCAAAGAAAAAUUCGAAGGAACAAAAUGAUGAGAGUGCUAAGGUGGCGCCUGCUGUGGUUCCGAUUGUGGUCGCAAAAGAGAAGGAAGUUGUUAAGAGUGAGGAAAAACCCAAAGUUGUGGCAGUGGAAGAAGUACCUUCAAAGCCUGAGCCUGUAAAGGAAGUUACCAAGGCGGAGCCUGAAGUGGAGCAGAAACCUGAUGAUGAAGCGGACGAAUUAGCGGAUAAAAUCGAGGAUUUGGAAAUCAAGGAGCAGGAGAAGAAGCUUACCCACAAGGAGAAGAAAAAGCUGAAAAAACAGGAAGAGUUCCAGAAACAGAUGGAGGCCAUGACCCGGAAGGGUGGCCAAGGGCAUUCCGACUUAGAUAGCAACUUUACGAUGUCGCAAGCGCAAAAAAGUGGAAACCAAAGCAAGCACAUGGACCAUGCGGUGGAUAUUAAGAUUGAGAAUUUCACCAUUUCCGCCAAGGGAAAUGAUCUGUUUGUGAAUGCAAAUUUGCUGAUAGCAAACGGGCGGCGGUACGGUUUGGUUGGACCCAACGGACAUGGUAAAACCACAUUGCUUCGACACAUUGCCAAUCGAGUUUUUGCGAUUCCGCCCAGCAUCGAUGUGCUGCUCUGCGAGCAAGAAGUGGUUGCCGAUGAAACUUCUGCGGUCGAUACCGUGCUGAAGGCGGACGUAAAACGAAUUGCUCUGCUGGAAGAGUGUAAAAAGUUGGAGGAGGCAGUGGAAUCCGGUAAGCUGGAACUUCAGGAUAAACUGCAGGAGGUCUACAAUGAGCUGAAAGCGAUUGGGGCCGAUUCUGCUGAACCACGCGCGCGUCGUAUUUUGGCUGGUUUAGGAUUUUCUCGUUCGAUGCAGAAUCGUGCGACGAAAGAUUUCUCCGGUGGGUGGAGAAUGCGAGUGUCCCUAGCUAGGGCUCUAUUUUUGGAACCUACCUUGCUGCUGUUGGAUGAACCGACAAAUCACUUGGAUCUGAAUGCCGUCAUUUGGUUGGAUAACUAUCUGCAGGGUUGGAAGAAAACACUGCUCAUCGUUUCCCACGACCAAAGCUUCUUGGACAACGUUUGCAACGAAGUGAUUCAUUUGGACAACAAAAAACUGUAUUAUUAUAAGGGUAACUAUUCGAUGUUUAAGAAAAUGCACGUUCAGAAACGGCGGGAGAUGAUCAAGGAAUACGAAAAGCAGGAGAAGCGAAUCAAGGACAUGAAGGCCCACGGCCAGUCGAAGAAAGCGGCUGAGAAAAAGCAGAAGGAGAAUCUCAGCCGUAAACAGGAGAAGGGCAGCAAAGGAAAGGGUCAGAAAUCCGCUGCCGACGAGGAAGAUGGGCCGGUGGAACUGUUGUCCAAACCGAAGGAUUACAUUGUUAAGUUCAGCUUCCCGGAUCCACCCCCGCUGCAGCCUCCAAUUCUUGGAUUGCACAACGUGACUUUCAACUUCCCUGGACAAAAGUCUUUGUUCGUUAAUGUUGAGUUCGGUAUUGACAUGAGCAGUCGCGUUGCCAUCGUUGGACCGAACGGUGUUGGUAAGUCAACUUUCCUCAAACUGCUGGUUGGUGAUUUGCAGGCGGUUGUCGGCGAGUCAAGAAAGAAUCAUCGGCUCCGAAUUGGGCGAUUCGAUCAGCACUCCGGCGAACAUCUGACCGCAGAAGAAAGUCCUGCCGAAUAUCUUCAACGUCUCUUUAACUUGCCCUACGAAAAGGCACGUAAAGCACUCGGAACGUUCGGUUUGGCUAGUCACGCUCAUACGAUUAAGAUGAAGGACCUCUCGGGAGGACAGAAGGCCCGGGUGGCCCUGGCCGAACUCUGCCUAAAUGCGCCGGACGUGUUGAUAUUGGAUGAACCGACAAACAAUCUGGAUAUUGAGUCUAUCGAUGCCCUGGCGGAGGCAAUCAACGAAUACAAGGGUGGCGUCAUAAUUGUUUCUCACGACGAACGAUUAAUUCGUGAAACCGAGUGCGCGUUGUACGUCAUCGAGGAGCAGACCAUCAACGAAAUUGACGGCGAUUUCGAUGACUACCGGAAGGAAGUAUUGGACAGUCUGGGUGAGGUUAUCAACAAUCCGAGCAUAUCGGCCAACGCCGCAGUUCAGCAGUAGCAAAAUAACCCCUAGUAAUCCCUGCUUCAACCUUAUAAUAAUCAGCCUGUUUUAUUAGAUGAACUUUGUAUAAUAAAAAACCCUAAUUUA
Messenger RNA from Sabethes cyaneus, 2892 nucleotides. RefSeq names its product ATP-binding cassette sub-family F member 1. The record is from RefSeq and is a predicted model, not a curated record. Gene Ontology annotation, molecular function: ATP hydrolysis activity; ATP binding. The transcript is spliced from 3 exons. Lineage: Eukaryota; Metazoa; Arthropoda; Insecta; Diptera; Culicidae. The coding region runs from base 70 to 2802 and encodes 910 amino acids.